Molecule: messenger RNA, 986 nt
Organism: Moneuplotes crassus
Lineage: Eukaryota; Ciliophora; Spirotrichea; Euplotida; Euplotidae
Source: the annotation of a GenBank genome assembly
UAUAAAAAGUUAUUUUGUUGGAGAAUGGCUGAAAGUAGGAUAAUGAAUGCAAUACAUGAGGUCAAUGGAAUUUAUAAUAUGGCUGAGGGUGCGAAGAGAGAAGGGAAUUUAAGUGAAGCGAUAGAGUUUUAUGAUAAGGCAGGAGAGGCAUAUCUUGGGGUUGUUCAAGUGUGUGAAAAUGAGGAGGGUGAUGAACCAGAGCUUAGGAAGAGGAUGGAGGUGUUUUCUGAGUCUUGUAAGCGGGAAGUUGAUAUUUUGAAGCUUAGAGAGGAGCUUCUAAAUAAUUAUGGAGAGAGCUUGCAGAGUAAUUCCUGCAACUUUAGUUAUUUAAAGUCAAGUUUUCGUCACUCUGAAGGCAUGCCUCCAAGCGAUCCUGAUAAAAACAGCAACAAUAAUCAAGGGGAACUUAUUAGAGUCAAGCUCUGGCUUGAAAUCAUGAAGGAAAAAUUUAUGAAAAGACUAGACUCUUUAGAGGAAGCAUUUCUCAAGCUUAAGUUACAAUACCAAAGAGAUAUUAAAUUUGUAUUAAAUGAUCCUUCUCUCACUGCCAAAGAUAUAAAUCUUAAAAAAGUCGACAUUUGCAUGGCAGACAUGAAGAAGUACAUCGAUAAAGUUGUAGAUUCAUCAAGCAAAGACUUUAAAAGGGAGAUUUCUCUGUUGAAUUUGUCCAUUCGUUGUACACCUUUACAUGCUUCAUUGAUGGUAAAAGAUAAUCCAGCCUUGAUAGAAGAGGAAUGUGUUAAUAUAGAAGGGCUCCCUCCAGGUAUUACAAUGGAAGUAAUGGAGAUGUAUUUAAACGAGAAGUCGCCUCCUUUAUUUGUAACUUACGAAAAAUAUGCUGAUUACAAACAUCAUUGCGAAAGAAUUAAGAAAAAGUUAAAGAAAACUAAGGAAGCAUAUCAUCUCCUUCUUAACAAGCAAAACUGUCUCAUACAAGAAAUGGAGAAGUUGAAGAGUUAAGUUGAUUUUCAAUAUAGUCAGGAUAA